This is a messenger RNA of Aspergillus bombycis, 2928 nucleotides long. Its product is annotated as nuclear import receptor MTR10. The record is from RefSeq and is a predicted model, not a curated record. Gene Ontology annotation, biological process: protein import into nucleus. The coding region runs from base 1 to 2928 and encodes 975 amino acids. Gene Ontology annotation, molecular function: small GTPase binding. Gene Ontology annotation, cellular component: cytoplasm; nuclear membrane. The transcript is spliced from 9 exons. Lineage: Eukaryota; Fungi; Ascomycota; Eurotiomycetes; Eurotiales; Aspergillaceae.
AUGGCCAGCAAGGAGGGAACCGCAGGACAGGCCUUUGGCCCUGUCCUAGCUGCGGUCGCUACAAUGCAGGGAAAUGUUUCCAGAACCGAGAAGGCGCAUGCUCAUGAGUUUCUCGAGAAAUUCCAGAAAUCAGUUGAAGCCUGGACAAUUACCCAUGAAUUAUUGCAAUCUCCCAAUGUUCCUGUCGAGGCCAAGUUGUUCGCUGCGACCACGCUGAAGGGAAAGAUCAUGUUCGAUCUGGACCAGCUGCCCGCAGAGUCCGUGCCCGCUCUCAGGGACUCGGUGAUGAAUCUCCUAGUCGCCUUUGCAUCGGGCCCUCGCCCCAUUCAGACACAACUAUGCGUAUGUUUGGCGAGCCUCGCCAUUCAGAUGACUGGGUGGAAAGAUGUCCUCGCUACUGUCGGCUCAGCACUGGGGAGUAAUGCUGGUGACUGCGUGUUGGAAUUUCUGAAAAUCCUUCCGGAAGAGGUCACAGAAGGUCGCAAAAUCAAUCUGAGUGAAGACGACCUCAUCCUCAGGACGAAAGAACUCUUGGAAGAUAAUGCAGAGCAAGUGAUGCACCUUCUAAUUCAGUAUGCGCAGUCAUCACCAACUGCAUCCACCAAUCCUCGUCUCCUGGACUGCAUCACGUCUUGGAUGCGCGAGAUCCCCGCUUCGAAGAUUGUCGAAUCGCCCUUGUUGGAUGUCAUUCUGAAGGCACUUGACGAUGACGUGUCAUUUGAAGCCGCGGUGGAGAGUGUUUGCACUCUCUACAGAGAUACUCGGGAGGUGGACGACUCACUGCCGAUUAUACAGACCUUGUAUCCGCGCCUAAUGUCCCUUCGUCCAAAGAUCGCCGAGGCUGCGGAGGCCGAGGAUACGGAUGCGUUCAGAGGCAUUACCAGACUUUUUGCGGAGGCUGGUGAGGCUUGGGUUGUGCUGAUCGCCCGCUUACCGUCCGAUUUCCGGGGCCUCGUAGAGGCUGUCCUAGAAUGCUGCGCACGAGACUGGGAACGCGACGCUGUUUCGCUAACUUUCGUAUUUUGGUAUGAAUUGAAGCAGUAUGUCACACUGGAGCGGUAUGCCGAUGCACGGGUAAGCUACAGCGAUGUCUUCUCCAAGCUGGUGGAUGUUAUGGUCAAGCACCUUGAGUACCCCCGCCCAGAAGAGGGUGAGACCGAUCUGUUUGGUGGGGACCGGGAACAGGAAGAGAAAUUUCGUCACUACCGACACUCAAUGGGAGAUGUCCUCAAAGACUGCUGUGCUUGGAUUUCCAACUACGCCUCCCAGGCUAGCGAUGAACAUGUUCCAAAUUGGCAAGAACUUGAAGCGCCGCUGUUCAGCUUGAGAGCUAUGGGCCGUAUGGUAGACCCUGAAGAAAGCCAUGUUCUCCCGCAGGUAAUUCCUCUGAUAACACAAAUACCAAACCAAGAAAAGGUUCGAUUCCAGGCCAUCAUGGCCUUGGCUCGCUAUACAGAAUGGACAGCACAGCACCCGGAAACUCUUGAGGCACAGCUAAACUAUGUUAUUUCUGGAUUUCAGCACAGCUCCCCGGAAGUUGUUCAGGCCGCAGCUCUGGCUUUCAAGUUCCUGGGUACUGACUGUCAAAAACUACUCGGAGGACAUAUUGCUCAACUUCAUUCGUUCUAUGAGUCUGUUAUUGAUAAGUUGAAGCCAGCAAGUCAGGAGGAGGUAACUGAGGGUGUGGCGGCUGUGGUUGCAGUGCAACCACUUGAGAAGAUCUAUGAAACGAUGAAAAUGUUCUGUGACCCGAUCAUGGCUAGAAUCAUGAACCUGGCGAACAAUGCGAAGGACGAACAGGGCCAACGGGCUGUCGCUGACCAUCUCCAAUUGAUUACGAUCUUCGUGCUAGUGGUGAAUCCUUAUGUGUCACCCCGCGAGGAAAAUCCCGCUGUCAAAUAUUGUGGCGAGGUCUUGCCCAUCAUGACGACUAUUGUCAUGAACUUUACCUCAUCUACGCCCAUUUUGGAGCGAGUGUGCCGCUGCUGGAGAAACAUGCUUAUUUCCUACCGAACAGCCAUGACUCCAUUAUUGCCUACACUAGCAGAGAGCCUCGCAAAUGGAUUCCAAGCGUCACGAGAAGGAUGCUUCUUGUGGGCCACUGAUGCAGUCGUGCGGGAAUUUUCCGAAGGUGCUGACCUUGUCGAUCCAGGCACGAGUCGUGCCGUCUUCCAAUUUUACGAGCAACAGGCGAUCGCAUUCUUGCGUAUUCUCAAUGACUUGCCCCCCGAGAACCUACCUGACGUGAUUGAGGACUUUUAUCGUCUUUCUUCAGAUGCAGUUCGGUACUACCCCAAAGAGUGUAUUACUUCAUCCCUCUCUGUGCCGAUCUUCUCCGCAGCCCUUAGCGCCCUUACUUUGCAGCAGAUCGACCCUCUUAUUGCCACAUUACAUUACUACCAUGACCUGUUUAGCUUCGCUUUCGAAAAGCCCGCAGUGUCCGGAUUCACCACCUCUGAUGGGGAUCCGUAUAUGAAUCCCCCGGAAAUUCGCGAGGCAGUCAAGCAGUUAAUUGCGUCUCAGGGACAAGUGCUUUCGCAGCGACUUCUAACAGGAAUGUUGUUCUCGUUCCCCGCAGAAUGUUUCCCAGAUGCGUCCGGUGUGCUGAUGUCACUCUUCGACUUGAUGCCACAGGAGGCCGGGGCUUGGUUUCAAUCCACUCUCCAGAUGCUGCCAGCGGGUACGAUGAAGGCCGGUGAGGCCGAACGGCUACUGAAGGGGAUAUCUGACAGGGUACAAUCGGGCGAAAUCCGCAAAAUUCGUACUCUUCUACAAGGUAACACUUAUCUUACCACUUUACGAAUUCCUAUCGGCGACGAAAUGUGGCACCUCGAGAAGGGUUGGGCCGGUUGGAGGCCACCCGGUUCCGGUUUAGCGGAUAAGUUCUUCAUCGACCAGGACUUAACAAGUCACAGACAGCUCAGCUGA